This is a messenger RNA of Geosmithia morbida, 1728 nucleotides long. RefSeq lists its product as uncharacterized. The transcript has 3 exons. The annotation marks the transcript as partial. NCBI's taxonomy places the organism in Eukaryota, Fungi, Ascomycota, Sordariomycetes, Hypocreales, Bionectriaceae. The record is from RefSeq and is a predicted model, not a curated record.
AUGGAGUACAGGAUUAGUGAGAGCUACGGUCGCGCCAAGGAGACACACGCACAUACGCAGGCCCUCUGGGAAAAGGAGAUCCGCCGAGCCCGCAAGGAGACGUUCAAGACGCAGUCCAUCAACGUCAAGCUGCAGGAGGAGCUCAAGACGGUCCGGGCCGCUGUCAAGACUCUCGAGGAUAGUGUGGAGCGCGAGAGGGAGCGUAGCCGCGUCCGCGAGCAGGAGGCCUUCGAGGCCAGGUACCAGAUCGUCGGCGUCCAGGAGCAGCUCGAGGCCGCUCUGGCCCGCAUCAAGCUCGUAGAGCAGGAGCGCGACGCAUUCAAGACGGCCGCCAAGAAUGAGGGGGUGGCUCGCGUCGCUGCCGAGGGCCGCAUCCCUCUGCCGCUGCAGGACCCCACAGACGAGUUUGCCUCGCCGCCCAAGAAGACCCGGCCUGCGGGAGGCUCCCCACCUCCGCCGGCCGCCCUCAGCUAUAGCCAGGGCCAGAAGAAGAGGAAGACGGGCAGUCGGCAGCAGCCCCGCUUCUCCCUCUCCUCCGUCGAGAUCGAGUCGGAGCUCGCCACCGAGAUGGAGCUCGAGCAGCUCACCAACCAGGUCCUGUGGGAGAGGCAGAGGGCCGACCGAGCGGACGAGAUGAUUGAGUUCCUCCAGGCCGAGUGCGAGAUGAAGAUCUGCCCCUGCGGACGGUCCAGGCCGCGCCCUAGUCCCAGGGCCUCCCCUCGCCUGGCGAGGGAGUCGCUCUCUGCCUCUGCUCGUACCGUCGAGGCCGAAGGCACCCCUGCUCCCGGUACGCCUGCCACACCUCCACUCCUCCGUCACUCUGUCGAGAGGUCGGACAUACCGACGGAAGACGGAACGUCUCGGCAGCAGCGCCACCGCCACUCGGAGGAGGAUAUGGAGCCGGAGCAGCAGCGAGAGGAGCAGGUGCAGGAAGAGGAGACGGUUAUGCGUGAUACCCUCCCCACCCCAGUCCAGCAGCAGCAGCAGCAGCAGCAGCAGGAAGCCGACCUGCACCGUGAGAUCGAUGCAGACCUUGCCGUUCCAAAGGCUAGGAAGAGCUCCCGCCGUAGCACCCUGUUCUACCCCAAGGAGGGCAUCUUCCGCACCGUGUCGGAGCAGGAGGCCCAGGCUCUCAAGGCCCAGAAGGAGGUCGAGGUCGUUGCCCAGGUCGAGGAGGAGGAGCAGGAGAAGGACGAGGAGGAGGAGGAGCAGCAGCAGCAGCAGCUAGCCGGGGAAGAGGAGCAGACCGAGCUUGAAGAGCUAGGCCGAGGCCGCGGCUAUGCUAGGACACCGUCUGUCGAGCCCCCCUCGUUUGCCCUCCCUCGCAACCUUUCCCAGCGCACGUCUCUCAUGUCUCUCCUCAACGCCCCCCACAACGCUGACGACGACUUCUCAACUCCCAAGGUCCCCAUGAGCUCGACGCUGUACACGACGGUGACGACGACGGUGCCGGUCCAGGACGAGAAGCCAAUGUUCUCUUCGACGUCGUCGCUGCUGGCGGACAAGCUGCGCACGCCCUCGAGCGGCGCAAAGGUCAGCUUCGACGCCAACAACCCCGCCCUCACGCCCACCAUGACGCGCGAGCAGGCCCUGGCCAAGAUCCGGGAGCGCAGGGGUCGCGCCCGCAGCGCGGAGAAUGCCAAGGCCACACCGGCGAACAAGAAGAUGGAUGUCAAGGGGAGGAGGGAUAUCAGUGCUCCCACGAGGAAGUUUGGAUCCAACAAGUCU